GAGAGCGGUAUGUGACGUCAUUGGCAGUUCCGAAAUUGGGCGGGGCAAAGGGCAACCGGACGGUUAAUUUCAACUUCACAACAAAGUUCGUGUGUCAGCCGAGUUUUACUUCGGCUCAGAAUACUCAUCGGGAAAGUCGGCGUGUCUCAUUAUGAGGCACACGAGGCCAGCGGGGUCCAAAUGUAAUGGGCACACUUAAGAAGAGAUGGCUUUUGUCCAUCUUUCUGAUUGACUUGUUCAGUUGUUUUUCUCCACUAGCCUUUCCAGGUCCUCCUGCACAUCCCUCCCCUCCUGACUGCUAUAUCCCAUGUGAUGACAAAACGUGUUUAGCACGUAUCUACUGUACAUGGGAUACAAGGCAGGAACCACAGAUUCAUACUUACUACAGUCUGCACUGGGAACAAGCAAAUAGACAGGAAGCGAAUGUGAGCACUGGGACCAAUUCAAGUGGGUUCAUCCAUCGUGAACACUUUUUCAACCAUGGUGAACUUCGUGUUUGGGUCGAGGCUAAAAACCAGUAUGGUUCUUCCAAAUCUAAUAAAUCUGAAUUCAAGACAACAGAGAUCAUCAAGCCACCCCCUCCUAAUGUUACAUCGCACCAUCAUGAGUCGAGUAUAGAGAUUAACUGGAAUUCCGUCUGUGAUUACCCACACCUGCAGCUCUCUUUGGAACACUGUGCUGUCCGACAUCGGACUGAGGCAGACCAAGCCUGGCCUGAGGCAGAGGAUGGCUUCCAUGGCACCUAUACACUCGACGAUCCACUGCCCUGCACAGACUAUGAAUUUCAAGUUUGCUGUGCCUGUAUGGAAAGCUUGAUGAGCAGCUGGAGUGCAAUCCACAGAGUACAAGGCACAGAGAGGACCCCUGUUGGAGAGCUGGAUGCAUGGAGGGAUUGUGGGACAUUUCCUGCGAGCUCUGACUGUCAUCUGAUCUGGAAGAGGCUUCCUAAGUCUCAGGCUUGUGGUCACAUUCUGGGAUAUGAAGUCAGACUGUCUUACAAUAACAGCACCACGGUGUUAGUGAAUGUGUCCACAGCUGAGCCAAGGGGCCAGUUAGCAUGUAAAGAGAUGCAAUGCCACUUCAAUUCCUCUCUAAAGGAUGCAUCAUCAGUCAGUGUUUCAGCCUACAAUGCUCGCGGUGCCACAGUGCCUUCUCACCUUGCUCUGGCACUACCAGGUGAAGAGAAAAAUGAGCAAGCUUUGUUCCUCGAGAUGAAUAAAGAGAACCUCACUGUGUCCUGGGAUCUCCAGUCUCAGCUCUCGGACACCCUGAAGGAAUAUGUUGUACAAUACAAACAAGCAGGAUGUGACCCGGGUCAAGCAUUUGAUUGGGUCAAAGUGACCAAAAACCAAACCACAGCAUUUUUUAAAGGUCAAUUUAAGAAUUACACAACCUACCAAGUGUCACUGUUCGCAGUAUCGUACCACAAUGAAGUCCGUCACCUUCUAUCAGCUAUUGGAUAUUCUCUUCAAACAACCCCUCCCUCAGUGCCAUCAUUUCAGGUGUUUUCCAUUGCUGACACUCAUGUGACCCUGCUGUGGGACCCCAUUCCCCUCUUCAAGCAGAGAGGAGUAAUCCUUUACUACCAAAUAGGACUAGACACACAUAAAGUGUACAACGUGAGUGCAUUCCCACAGCAUGAAAACAAGACUUUUCAGCUGAAGAGUCUCACUCCAGGACAGGAGUAUGAAGUGUGGAUAAAAGCUGUGACGGAAGCCGGGCCUGGAGAAAUUGCCACAGCGAGGUUCAAAACGACGCUCAAUGAAUCUUUUGCAUAUUUUCGAUUGGUUGGGAUAAUGUUUCUGCUUUUAAUAUGUGUUCCUUGUUUAUUCUGUGUUUACUUUGGAAGAAACAAAUUGUGGUCACUGGUGCCUCUAUGUUAUAGUGAUAAAGUGCCAGAUCCCCGAAAUAGCCACAUUUUCAGAGAGAUGAAGCUCCAGAUCAGUGACUCAACGAUGACUUGGAUAUGCGGCCAUGUCUAUGAGCCACAUCCAAAGAUGUCUCUGUUGGAGAUUGUUGAAAUCCAGCCCUUGGCUUCCAAGUCCUCCCUGGAAAAAAUCUCAGAGGCCGACGGAAUAACUUGGCCAGCGCUCGGAGAUGGGAGCUCACAGAUGGACUUCCAAGAUGAUCAGAGUGAGGAUGCUGGCACAGAGGUGUGCCAUAGGACAAACCACAAAUGUGGAACAGAAGCAUACAGUAAAAUAGUUGACUCAGAUGAGGAGAGGGACACUGAGGAUCAUUUGAGCUCAUCAGAAGAAGAACAGUGCACAUCAGGUUAUGAAAAGCACUUCAUGCCCACAGUUUCGGAAAUACUGGAAGUUUCAUGACUCAUGGACAUUCUGAAAUGUUUUUUUUAAAUGUGUGGAAAAUUUCCAGAUGAUGGCCAUCCAGGCAGGCUUCUUUAGCUUCUCUCUGCAGGACUCUGAUGAGUGGACUCACGUCAUGGGAUAGAUUUAUCUACUGAAACUAAUGUCAGCUAGUCCCACUCUCUACUUUGGCUUUCGCCCUUUUGUUUGUUUAUUUUGCUUUUACUACAUUUCAUUAUUAUUUGUUUGACUGUAUGGUGUUCACAUUUCCUCUUUUGGUUACAACUUGUGCACUCUCCCAUUUUUGUCUUAGGCCUUGUCUUUUGUCUUAUACUGAGCCUGGUUGUGAGAAUAUAAACAAAGAGUAGUAUUUUAAGGAAGAAAAGCAACUUAAACUCACCAAUAAAUUGGCAAUUUAUUGGUUGUGGAGUAUAUUGUCUUUUUAAUCUACAUAUUGACUCAAACUAGAGCUCCAAUAUAAGCUACACAGAGUCAGGAAUUAUUUGUCCCUGAAGGUAAUAGCACCUGCUCACAUGUAUAAGCAUGAGGGGAAACAAAAUACCAAAUGCUGAAUGUUAGUUAUUUUACACGCCGACACUCAGAUGAGCUUGUGAAUGUGUACAUCUGUAAGUCAGAAAUAAUCUGAGAAUUUCUAUUUUGUUGCCAUAUCCCUCAUUUGGGCAAAUUGUCCACAUCUAUGUGUGUGUAUAUAUAUUUUAACCCUUAAAUGUUUUUUAUAUGGCAACAUAUAAUGCAACUGUCAUAUAUCAUUAAAUAAACAUUUUUAUAAGGGUCUCUUAAAA
Scatophagus argus is the source of this 3109-nucleotide messenger RNA. RefSeq names its product interleukin 12 receptor, beta 2a, like (gene il12rb2l). Gene Ontology annotation, biological process: cytokine-mediated signaling pathway. The record is from RefSeq and is a predicted model, not a curated record. The transcript is spliced from 15 exons. Lineage: Eukaryota; Metazoa; Chordata; Actinopteri; Scatophagidae. Gene Ontology annotation, cellular component: external side of plasma membrane; signaling receptor complex. Gene Ontology annotation, molecular function: cytokine binding; cytokine receptor activity. Bases 186 to 2327 code for a protein of 713 amino acids.